This is a messenger RNA of Lasiodiplodia theobromae, 909 nucleotides long. Its product is annotated as 50s ribosomal protein l1. The transcript has 3 exons. The record is from RefSeq and is a predicted model, not a curated record. Bases 1 to 909 code for a protein of 302 amino acids. Lineage: Eukaryota; Fungi; Ascomycota; Dothideomycetes; Botryosphaeriales; Botryosphaeriaceae.
AUGGCUUCAACACAGCGGUGUCUUGCUCGCUUGAGCAGGAAUGUCCUCAAUCCCUCAAUACGGCCGACUGCCGGUCGGGCACUCGCCCCUGCGUUGAUACCCAUCCAGCAAAUCCGCACCGCUAUCGCGGGAAAGGGCUACAAGAAAAAAGACGACGCCAGCAGCAAGAAGAAGAAGAAGCCCCGGAAGACCUACCUCACCCCCGACCUUAAAGAAGCCGAGCAAUUCGCUCUGCUGGAUGCGAUCCGGUACAUUCGCGCUUUCGAGGCCGGCCUAGAUCCCAAAUCUCCCAAAUAUGAGCUCCACCUAAAGCUCCGCACGCUCAAGAACGGCCCCGUGGUGCGCAACCGCCUACGCCUGCCGCACCCGGUCAAGACGGGCCUGCGCAUCUGCGUGAUCGCGCCGCGCGACUCGGAGGCAGGCCAGGCGGCGCUGGCCGCGGGCGCGACUGUCGUUGGCGAGGACGAGGUGUUCGACGCCGUCAAGGAGGGCAAGAUCGAUUUCGACCGCUGCCUGUGCCACCCGGACUCGCUGCAAAAGAUGAACAAGGCGGGACUGGGCCGCAUUCUUGGUCCAAAGGGGCUCAUGCCCAGCGCCAAGAUGGGAACCGUUGUCAAGGACCCGAGCUCGGCGGUCAAGGAAAUGGUCGGCGGCGCCGAGUACAGAGAGCGAUUGGGUGUGGUCAGGAUGGCCAUCGGGCAGCUGGCCUUCACUCCGGAGGAGCUGCAGAAAAACAUCAGGCACUUCAUUGACAGCGUGAAGAAGGAUAUGGCGCAGCUGAGUGACCGCAUCUCGAAGGACAUUCAUGAAGUAGUGCUGAGCUCAACGCACUCGCCGGGAUUCAGCUUGAACGGAGACUUCAGAGGGCCUGAUUCGCCAAACCCGAAAGACCUUGUAUCUGUAGAUUAA